This is a messenger RNA of Micromonas commoda, 772 nucleotides long. RefSeq lists its product with no specific name. Lineage: Eukaryota; Viridiplantae; Chlorophyta; Mamiellophyceae; Mamiellales; Mamiellaceae. The transcript has a single exon. The record is from RefSeq and is a predicted model, not a curated record. The coding region runs from base 5 to 772 and encodes 255 amino acids.
CGCCAUGCCGAGGCGAUACAUCUACGCGGACGAGGACAAGGACGACGACGAGCUCAUAUGGGACGCGCUAGGCCGGGGAUCCGCCGCGGGCCGGCACCUCUAUAACCUGUACAACGGCAACACCGACGGGAAGCGCUUCGGGAACAUGCAGUCCGCCUACAACGGAGAGGUUGAGAGCCGAAAGACUGCGGAGGAGCGGCGGCUGCCGAUGGAUGUGGAGGAAGCCAUCAAGCGCGAUGAGGCGUUCCUGCGGUCGACAACGCUCAAGCGAUGGCAGGUGAACGUGCCCGGCGGGUUCACGGGCGCCAGGAAACCCACGGAGGAUGAGGAGCUCCGGCUAAAGUUCGAGGCCCAACGGCGCGCGGGGCAGUCGCGGAAACCCGAGGCGACCAUCCGACGAGAGAUGCGCGCGGACCCGGACUUUAACGGCACCUCGCGCGCGCCGAAACCGUCGAAACCGCUGCUGGGAGAGGCUGAGAAGCGCAGGUUGCAGCGCCUGAGGGAGUUCAACGGGCGGCCGCCCGAGGUGGUCCGCCCGCAGAAGCUCUCGGAGCGGUCAAAGGUCAAAGAGCAGCCGCGGAGGAAAACGCAGAGGGAGCAGUUGGAGGAGUUAUUCGAAGCCGUCGUCGGCGAGAUCGAGGAGCGCGAGGCUUUCCUACACGAGAUGCGCGCGCACGGCAGGGGAGACAGGUACGAGCACGCCAUCAGGGCGGAGAUCGCCGAGCGGGUGAACCAGCUCAGGGGGCUCGACGAACGGCUCAACGCCGCGUGA